CUCUACGCUACAAAGGCACUUUGACUCUUUGGAAAAUACCUGGCGUAGUAUGAUCAGUGUUGGAAACCGUCUGUAUACUUACUGUUCGAGGUUGCUAACGAUUUGUGAGAACUCUGAGAAAAAAAGGCCGAAUUUUUAAAGUAAAAUCAUAAGAAUUUUACUCAAAGUGAUUGGUUCCACAAUUACUAGUUGUGAUUUUCGAUAAACCGAAGAAUCUAACAUGGGUACUGCUAUCAGGAAAAGUAUACCAUGAAAACUAGUGGUUUAAUGAACGCAGCCUGUUGUUGGAAAAAUUCACCACAUGCAGUCUGCAUUUUAAAAUGAAGUAUCUUAUUAUCGCAACGAUUUUUUAUUGUCUGUUUGCGAAUGCUUACACGUUAUACCAAAAUGAGAUAUCUUUAAAAUGUAAUGGAAAAAGGUUCGAAAAUGUUACACUCACGGCUUAUUAUCCGGAUUAUAAUGAGGAGCAAAAAGCUGCUGGAUACCUGGAUAAAAAAGGAAAGCUGCUCAACACCUUGCAGGACUACAUCGACAACAGGGCAGAUUAUGUAACCCUCUCAAUGGACGAGAGCCUGGGAAUUCCCUACGGCACGAAGGUUUGCAUCCCCGAGCUAAACGACCAUUUUGGACAUCGCAUCGUCCUAGAGGUACGAGAUUCCUCUUUUGACCUCAGCGGAAGCGGAUAUUCUAGAGCCGAUAUAUGCGUCAGGUCUGAGAUAGAUAGCUAUGAUGCCAUUGUCAACAGAGUUGUUACAUUGGUGUUUGUGUAACAUUUAAAUGUAGUCACUUACUGAUAUAAAUAAACUGUGUUGAAAUGAAAAAUAUAAUAAAUAUCAAAGUUGAAAUGUAUUUCACAUUUUUUGAUUUUGUAGUUUGUAGAAGGCUGACAUGGCUGCCGAAAGGCCAGUAACAUAAUUUGUUUAUCAUCCUUCAUUAAAUAUAGUCCCAGAUAAAGAAGAUGUUUCUUGUUGGUGAUGUCUGAAAGGUAAUAGUUGACACAUAUUCAUUGAAUUUCAAACAGUGAUAAACUCUAUUUCACAUACACAAUCUUUUGGAUCGAAAAUGGAGAUUUUGCAUUGAGAAAGUUUAUUAUUGGAAUUUUCUAGAAAAACUCUUGUGAAUCUGCAAUUUCAACCAAAACUGAUCACUUCACGAUUUUUUGAAGGCUACAUUUAAAUUCAGCAUCCCAAGUUGUUCCAAUAUACCAAGUUGUUUGCUUGUAGGCACACAUAAUGAAAAUACUGUGUAUUGAAGGUAUUUAUUUUACAUGAAUUAUCUCUUUAAGGAAUUUUUGGUCAGACCUUUUGAUUUGAAUCUUUGAUGCAUACUCUAUAAUCUAUAAUAUCAUGUGCUGACAAAAAAGUAGGAGCCAAAGAAACGUUGCUUACCAAAUUAUGAUCUGAUUACUGAAAGAAUGUGGUUGGGUG
Acanthoscelides obtectus is the source of this 1427-nucleotide messenger RNA. The record is from the annotation of a GenBank genome assembly. NCBI's taxonomy places the organism in Eukaryota, Metazoa, Arthropoda, Insecta, Coleoptera, Chrysomelidae.